Messenger RNA from Spathaspora passalidarum NRRL Y-27907, 960 nucleotides. RefSeq lists its product as uncharacterized. The coding region runs from base 38 to 436 and encodes 132 amino acids. The transcript has a single exon. The record is from RefSeq and is a predicted model, not a curated record. Lineage: Eukaryota; Fungi; Ascomycota; Pichiomycetes; Serinales; Debaryomycetaceae.
AUGCUUCUUCUUUGGACUUGACAACGAUACGCCAACGAUGAGUUCUACUGCCAAUUUACAAUACAAGGACAUCCCCAAGAAGUACAUCGAUCCUCUUGCUCCCAAGGACAAGGGUGAUGGUUCUAGAGUGAAUGGUAAAAACUGGAAAAUUCUGAAGGAUGCCUUCAGAGUGAAAACCUUAGGUGUUACCAAGCCAAACUCUUUUCAAGCUAGAAAUGAAAAGAAACUCCAAGAGGAGCAAUACAAGGCUAGAUUAAAGGAAUUAAAGGAAGAAAAGGAAAAUAUCAAGAAGCAAAGGAUUGAUGACUUGAAGAGAAGAAGAGAAAUCAAGGCUGAAAAGGAAAGGUAUGAAAAGUUGGCUGCUAAGAUGCAUGCUAAGAGAGUUGAAAGAUUAAGAAAGAAGGAAAAGAGAAACAAAUUAUUGAAGGAACGUUAGUUUUAGGAGUCAGAUCAACUGGAGACUAAUUCAUGUUUGUCAUGGAGCAGGAUCAUCAAGUUUAUUAUAAUUCUACAAACUUGCCACGCACCGACAUUUUGUGAUAGGAUAAGCUAUUUGGUUGGAAGAUGGACAAAGACUGUAGCAGGUUUGAUUUAAUUGCAUGAUUUGAUUUCAGUUACAAUUUCGCGCAUUGGCUAUUUUUCCGAAAAGGGGAUAAAUGAGAUGAGCACUGCGAAAUUAAGGAUUUUCACAAAAACCAUAUUUUUCAUUAGAAAAGAAGAAAACAAGUUAGAAUUUCGAAAAGUGCUAUAUGACAAACGGAAGAGGUGAUAUGUGAAGGCAUGUACAUGAUUGAUGAAACAGUCUUUUAGUAGCGUUUCAAGCUUUGCAACAUGAAGCAACCUUUUUUUUGUGUAUGCUGUAGAAUUUCUUUUUUAUUGUUUUUGCCUUCGUGUUAAAUAAAAAUGGAAACGUUACCCGGAUUUUGUCCAUCAGUAUAAAUAGAACGAAAAUUCCCUCGU